AUCUUUUCUCAGACUCGUGUGCUCGCGGAAUGCACUGUACCAUUGGUUGAGCUCCUCAUCCCACCUUUUUGCAUCUGUCGUGACUUCAAUUUCAAAGCUGUGAGGGGAAUGACAUUUGAUGGAUCUGCACUGAUUCGAAUUGAUUUGGGAAGCCGCGAUAGAAAGUUAAUGGAGAAGCUAAAGGAACUAAGAGAUCCUUUAUUAGAAUCGACCUAUGUGAUUCAUGGUGUUAGCACUGAAAAACUCGCCGAAGCUCCUUCAAGAGAUUGCCUGCAGUUUCAAACUGGUGAAAAUAGACCUCCAUCCAAGCAUUUAUCACCUCGUGGAGUUGCCCCAAAAAUUGGUGCACUACCUCUGCAUGAAAGGAUUCCGUCAAACCUUAGCGAUACAUCGGAUUCAGUCUUUGAAUACCCUACGAGAACCAAAUUCCAUCCACAGCCAUCGCGAAGACCAAUGGAUUCUGGAAGAGAAUUUCGCCCUGCACUUACAGUUCAUGAAGCGAGAGGUUUACCGCCGGUUUUGGAUGAAAGGAAUCGCUAUGUAUCACCGAACACAUAUGUUUCUGUGUUGGGAAGAGAUGGAGAACUAAGAUCUGCUAUCUGCGAGCGAUCUAGACGUCCACUGUGGAACUGGAUUUCUCGUUUCUAUAUAUGCGGAGAGCGACGGAAUCUCUUGGUUAAAGUUUUUCAUCGAGACAACGAAGGUGACAAGGUUGGUAUAAAUUGUUAUCAUUGGCACAGGUCGACGUUGAAUAGGGUUGGUAAAGCUUCUUGUUAG
Messenger RNA from Strongylus vulgaris, 777 nucleotides. Lineage: Eukaryota; Metazoa; Nematoda; Chromadorea; Rhabditida; Strongylidae. The record is from the annotation of a GenBank genome assembly.